Molecule: messenger RNA, 1036 nt
Organism: Magallana angulata
Lineage: Eukaryota; Metazoa; Mollusca; Bivalvia; Ostreida; Ostreidae
Product: interleukin 17-like protein
Exons: 2
Coding region: 122-724 (200 amino acids)
Cellular component (GO): extracellular region
Molecular function (GO): cytokine activity
Source: RefSeq, a predicted model, not a curated record
AGAAUAUUUGGGCCCUCUAUAAAUAUGGCAGAAUUUGAUUCUGAAGCAGCAUUCUUCGAGAAGCAAUUCAACUAUCUAAAGCUAAAACAAAUUAAGACAAAGUUAUAAAAAAAAAACCACAAUGGGCAACUUUUUUCUUUUUGCAAUGACAUUGGUGGUGUGUAGCGUGAUUGUCCUUCUGACCGGGGUAGCAGACUCGGCCGUCAUUUGUUCCGAGCCCACGAAUCUUGCUGAACAGUACUCCCAAUACAUGGCGAACGCCACAGUGUCAAACAUGCUGGAAUACCUCGAGUCCUCAACUGCUGGAGGAGUGGCCUCAGACGAAGAGGAACAGCUUAUUUACGGUAACAGAAUCUGUCCUUCCAGCAUCAAAGCCAUCACCACUGACCCCAAGAGUUCUGUGUUCGAAAGAACCACUUGUCCGUAUUUCCUCGUAGCGUCCCACCUUUCCACCCGCUACCCAAAGAUAAUAACUGAGGCUCGAUGCAAGUGCUCAGGUUGUGUUCCCCUGGAGGAGAACGGCCACAGCGACUUGACUCGCUGCGAGCCCGUCUACAGGCCAGUGAGAGUUCUAUCCAGGACCGGUAACUGUGUUAACGGGGUGUACCAAUACGCAGCAGCCGUCCACAUGAAGCAAGAAGGCUGUACCUGUGUCAGAAAAACAGAGGCUCUGUCUGGAUCGGGCUCAGGAUCUAACGGUAGUGAUGAUCCAAUUCCCAUGUAAUGGUCUGACCUAGGUAACAGUACAUUCCUACCAAAUGUCUUUCAAAUUGCCAUUUUAUUUGGCAACAAUACUCAGAUGUGUGAAAUUUCCAUGAAUGUGUGUAAGUGCUGAUUAUUUAUUGAGCUUAAAAUGUGUUUGUAUUUUUUGUAGCCGUUUUUUUUUUUUUACAAGUAAUGCAUUUUAAAUGAUGUGAUUUAUCAUGAAGAUCUUUUUUCAGUUUAUUUUUUAUACUGACUUUUAUUUUAUAUGAGAACUUUGUAACGCAAUAACAUUUAUACAAAGGUUGUUUAAUAAAUUUUACUCUUUUUUAAA